Pseudomassariella vexata is the source of this 1884-nucleotide messenger RNA. RefSeq lists its product as uncharacterized. The coding region runs from base 1 to 1884 and encodes 627 amino acids. NCBI's taxonomy places the organism in Eukaryota, Fungi, Ascomycota, Sordariomycetes, Amphisphaeriales, Pseudomassariaceae. The transcript is spliced from 2 exons. The record is from RefSeq and is a predicted model, not a curated record.
AUGGGCUUGAGGAUUCGCCCACGGCAGGUCCUCGUGACGGGAGGAUUUGUGCUCUUCGUCAUCUGCAUCGUCUCACUCUCUCGCUUCCCUCCGAACAACACCAGGGUCCCUCUGUCGUAUGUACCGUCAUCGUCAACUCGCGAUGGCAGCAGCAGCAGCUAUGUCGACACAGCCUACGAGCCCCCGCCACCAGUAGGGCCCCUCGACCCGAAACCCAAACCCGCACCCGCGGGCUCACAUCCCAUGUGGCAUCUAAUCAACAAUGCCGAGCGCGAUCUCGAGAACCUCAAGUCGCGCCAGUCCAAGACGCUCGGUCAGGCGGUGGCAGAAUAUCGCCGCCGCUAUAACAUUCCCCCGCCGCCCAAUUUCGACAAGUGGUUCGCCUUUGCGCAGGCAAAGGGUGUGCAGCUGAUAGACGAGUUCGAUAUGAUCCAUGAGUCUCUGGUGCCGUUCUGGGGAUUGAAGCCCGCAACGAUCCGGGAAAGAGCGAUGGAGGCGCUGGGCUUCGAUAAUGCGCUGCUGGGGAUCCAGAUCAGAAACGGCAAGACAACACAUGUGCAGGGUGGUGGUGAGUGGCAGCGUGAGGCGACAGUAGGCAUGAUGGGCAAAUUCCUACAAUAUCUUCCAAACAUGGACCUGUGCUUCAACCUGCACGAUGAGCCGCGAGUCGUGGUGCCGCAUGAUGACCUGGCCAGGCUGGUCAAAAGAGGCAUCGAGGUCAACAUGGCGGCUGCCAGCAGGCAUAGCAGCCCCCUGAACGAGUUCACGAAGAAGCCUCAAGGGCUCAACGACGGGACGCGGUUUGAGGAGAACAAGUUUACCCGCUUCAACGUAUUUGCCCAUCAGCCCACUUGGACACAUUCAAGGCUCUCCUGUCCACCUGAAAGUCCCGCAAGAGGACUCGAGGAGGAUGAGAAGAAAGACGACGUGUCCAAAUACGGGCUGGGCGACCUUGGUUUCAUCUACAAUGUGACCGCCAUGUCCGAUAUCUGCAACUCGCCUUCUCUCAGCACGAGUUUUGGGUUCUUUGACCGUCCAAACGCAUUCAACAUUGUACACGACCUCUUUCCCAUAUUUUCUCAGUCCAAAAUCUCUUCGUACAAUGACAUUCUGUAUCCUUCGCCUUGGUACUGGUUUGACAAAGUCGUGUAUGACGAAAAGAAAGACAAGCCCUGGGCUACAAAGGAAGACAAACUGUACUGGCGUGGUAGCACAACUGGUGGAUUCAGCAGGAACGGUGGCUGGCGGCGCCAGCAUCGCCAGCGCUUCGUGCAAAAGAUCAACGCUGCCGACAAUACGAAGAUUCUGGUAAACUCGGGGACCGAGUCAAACCAGCACUGGGAACCAAAGGUCGUGGCCCGCGGCGAGUACAAGGACAUCAUGGAUGUGUACUUCUCGGGGGUUGGCCAGUGUGACCCGGGCGACUGCGAUGCCCAGGCCGAGUUCUUCACCAUUAAGGGUCACGCCGAGCAGCAGGAUGCUUGGAACUUCAAGUACCUUCUCGACAUUGACGGCAAUGCGUUCAGUGGCAGGUUCUACGCUUUCCUACAAAGUCGCAGCUUGGUGUACAAGUUUGCUGUUUUCAGGGAGUGGCAUCUCGAGUGGUUGAAGCCGUGGGCGCACUACAUCCCACUGAGCCUGCAGGGAGAUGAUUGGCUCGAGGCCGUGAGGUUCUUUGGCGAUGGUUCUUUGGGCAAGAAGGAGGCGGAACGUUUGGCUAACCAGCAAAGAGACUGGGCCAACAGCGUGCUUCGACAUGAGGAUAUGGAGGUUUGGUUCUUCAGGUUAUUGCUCGAGUACGGGCGCGUAAUUGACGACAACCGAGAGAGCAUUGGCUUCUCCGUCGGCGGAACGAAGGCCGCAGCGGAUGAGAAGGGCAUAUAA